UCUUGGUUCCGCAGGCUGAAGUUGUUACCAUCCCAUCCCCGUCUCAUAACCGAUCGCACUGACCGCUAUCAUCGCCCAUCAUGUUUGGCUCCAAGGUUCUUCCUGCCAUUCUCUUGGCAAUCGUAAACGUAUCAGCCCUCGCAGUGGAAAAGGUUAACACGAGGCAAGAUCAAACUUGCGUAGCUACGUGCGGCAAGAUUUGUUACUGGCAAGAAGAUAUCGACGAAGCCGUAAAGCAAGGAUAUUCCUUGCACGAGGCCGGCCAGACUGUCGGUUCAAACGACUACCCUCACCAAUUCAACAACCGCGAAGGCUUUGACUUCCCUGGGCAGGCCCCUUAUUACGAAUUCCCUAUCCUAAGCAGCUUCGACCCCUACGACGGAGGCAGCCCCGGCGCGGACCGUGUCGUUUUCAACGAAGCCGGUGACUACCAAGGUGCUAUUACGCACACCGGAGCAAGUGGUAACAACUUCGUAGAGUGCACCUAAGUGCGUACAGCUCGAGUUGAGGGGAGUAAAGCUCAGUUUCGCC
Molecule: messenger RNA, 531 nt
Organism: Daldinia caldariorum
Lineage: Eukaryota; Fungi; Ascomycota; Sordariomycetes; Xylariales; Hypoxylaceae
Exons: 3
Coding region: 81-488 (135 amino acids)
Molecular function (GO): RNA nuclease activity; RNA binding
Source: RefSeq, a predicted model, not a curated record